Messenger RNA from Striga hermonthica, 290 nucleotides. The record is from the annotation of a GenBank genome assembly. NCBI's taxonomy places the organism in Eukaryota, Viridiplantae, Streptophyta, Magnoliopsida, Lamiales, Orobanchaceae.
GUGGUCGCCAGUUGUUUUGGGUUGAGGGCGGAAGUCGAAGUCGCUGCGCGGCGGUCGGAGGAUGGACGCCGGUGGUCGCAACUGGAAGCUAGGGUUGCCGGCUCCGUCGGAUUUGCAGAAGAGAGUUCGCUGUGGAGGUCGGAGCUCGUAGAGUUGAGCUCGUGGCGGAGGAGAGUGAGAGAGAGACUCGUCAGGGUUGUGCGUCGCCGGAACUUGAAACUUGGAGCUCAAAGUCGCCGGAAUCUGCUGGCAGAUGGAAGCUCGCGACGGGGUGGUGAAGGAGGUGACGG